AUGGAGUUUGCGGCGAGAAGUGUUUUAUUAGAGACAAGCAUAGAAAGUUUAUUAUUUACAGAAAAUUUCUUUCUAAGUGAUCCGAUUCUGCAUGACAGAAUUCCUGCAAAAUACAAAAGUCAUAAGGAAAUUUACGAAGAUGCAAUAAUGAAAGGAUGUCGAGUGUUACAGAAAGUGCAACAGUUACAUGACUCGGGGAAAGGCGGCAUGGACGUUUUCUCACAAAUUUUAGGAGGCAUGUUAGGCUCAGCGAUACUGAAGGAUGGUAAUCCGUUGACACUGCACCAUGUGAUGUUUAUACCUGCUAUUAUGGGACAAGGCACUGUUGAACAACAAGGAUAUUGGAUAUCCAGAGCUUGGAGCUGUAAUAUCAUUGGUACUUAUGCCCAAACGGAGCUUGGUCAUGGCACAUUUAUUAGAGGUUUAGAAACUACAGCGACCUAUGACCCUGAGACUAAAGAAUUUGUAUUAAAUAGUCCGACUUUGACAUCAUACAAGUGGUGGCCUGGUGGUUUGGGUCAUACUGCGAAUUAUGCAAUUGUCGUUGCACAAUUAUAUACGAAAGGAGAGUGCAGAGGCAUUCAUGCCUUUAUUGUACAACUUAGGGAUGAGAACACUCAUGAACCGUUACCAGGUAUAAAGAUCGGUGAAAUUGGCACCAAAUUAGGAAUGAAUGCAACUAAUAAUGGCUUUCUCGGUUUCGAGAACGUUAGAAUACCGCGCGAGCACAUGCUGAUGAAAAAUUCUCAGGUGCUGGAGGAUGGAACUUAUGUGAAAGCGCCUAGUGAUAAACUUACCUACGGUACUAUGAUGUUCGUUCGAGUGGUAUUAGUACGCGAUAUCUCUAAUUACCUGUCGAAGGCGGUAACGAUAGCUAUCAGAUAUAGCGCAGUGAGACGACAGAGUCAGAUAAAACCUGACGAGCCGGAAUCACAAAUUAUGGAUUAUGUUACUCAACAAUAUAAAUUGUUUCCAAAUCUUGCUGCGUGUUUCGCGUUUCGAAUGUGCGCCGAUUGGAUUUGGGAGAUGUAUAACAAUGUGACAGCUGAAUUAGAUCAAGGAGAACUGGAAAGACUACCUGAGCUGCAUGCCCUGGCAUGUUGUCUAAAGGCAGUUGCAUCAUCAGACGGAGCUACUGGUAUUGAGCAAUUACGAUUGGCAUGUGGUGGGCACGGUUAUAUGGAUGCGAGCAACUUGCCGGCGACUUAUGGUUUAGUGACUGCUACUUGCACUUAUGAAGGCGAAAACACGGUUCUGCUAUUGCAAACGGCUAGAUAUCUGGUGAAAACUUGGAGACAAGCUAUUGGCGGCGAACCGCUUCCGCCGACUGUCGGAUAUUUAGCUGUUCUUUCGCGUGGAUUUCUGUUUUAUAGCAAAAUUCGUUUGGCAACGGAAAACAUGGACCGCAGAAUACGUAGUGGUACGUCACCAGAAGAUGCAUGGAAUGAAACUAGCAUUGAAUUAGCACAUUGCGCGGAAUCUCAUUGCCGUGCUUUCUUAGUAAUGAGAUUUGUUGAAAAUGUCAGAGGAUUGACAUCUGUAUCCAAGCAGCUUCGCGAGGUUUUGAUGCAACUUUGCGAAUUGUACUCGAUAUAUUGGGUACUACAACGGCUUGGAGAUUUUCUUCGUUUUUCCUGUCUAAAUAACGAAGAUGUUCCGGCACUUCAAGCACGCUUCGAAGAGAUGCUCGCUGCAAUCCGUCCAAAUGCUGUUGGUAUUGUCGAUGGAUUCAAUAUUCGUGACGAGAUCCUCGCAUCCGCGCUUGGCGCAUAUGACGGCAAUGUAUAUCAGCGUCUCUUUGAUGAGGCGAUGAAAAGUCCUUUAAAUCAGGAGAGUGUUAACCAAUCCUUCCAUAAAUACCUCAAACCUUUUCUUAAAAGUAAUUUAUAGUCGUAUUAUUUUUAUUAUAAAUAGU
Molecule: messenger RNA, 1915 nt
Organism: Trachymyrmex cornetzi
Lineage: Eukaryota; Metazoa; Arthropoda; Insecta; Hymenoptera; Formicidae
Product: probable peroxisomal acyl-coenzyme A oxidase 1
Exons: 11
Coding region: 1-1890 (629 amino acids)
Biological process (GO): fatty acid beta-oxidation using acyl-CoA oxidase; lipid homeostasis
Cellular component (GO): peroxisome
Molecular function (GO): FAD binding; fatty acid binding; acyl-CoA oxidase activity
Source: RefSeq, a predicted model, not a curated record